Corticium candelabrum is the source of this 1876-nucleotide messenger RNA. RefSeq lists its product as uncharacterized. Lineage: Eukaryota; Metazoa; Porifera; Homoscleromorpha; Homosclerophorida; Plakinidae. The coding region runs from base 699 to 1382 and encodes 227 amino acids. The transcript has 3 exons. The record is from RefSeq and is a predicted model, not a curated record.
ACAACUUUCGGUAGACGACCAUUCAAACUCAAGUUGCGUUUCAUUGAGUUGAGUUGAAAUUGUCGCUACUUAGUGAAAAUUUCGAGACAGAAUUUUUGAUACUCUCAGUGUAAAUUGUGUUACCAGCGAUGUCUCACUAUGUUGCCAAUAUUCGGCAGUUUCACGGCUGUUCAGAAUUCGCUCGUUUUCGGUUUCAGCGAGUCUACGGCUACGCGUUCCUCAUUUGCUACUGUGGACGACGAUGGACUUCGGAGUACGGCUGGUUGACGCUUGACAUGCACGCGUUACGUGUACACAGACUGUGGAAACAGAAAUGCCGGUAUUGUCGUCUCGAGUGUUUUCCUCAAUUUCAGGAGAACGAAUUUUACCGGAUGGUUUGGCUUGUUAUCAAGCGAUUCUACAGAAGGAAUACAGCGUUACCGAGUGCACGCAAUAGGUCUAGAUUGGGUCACGACUGUGUGAACUGUGAACGGUGUGGCUACGGACGUGGAACGCCGUGCUACAACUCCAGCUACACGGAGAUACCAUUUGAGGACGACUGGUGUGACGACGUCGAUGUAGUUACGUUGUCUGACUACUCUACUAGCCAGCAGUGCUACGAUGACUGUUACUGCUACGAUGAUUGUUACUGCUACGAAAGAAAUUGAAAACUUCCCCGUACAAUUCCAUUAAUUCGAUUGGGACUUUUUGUUGACAUCAUGAACGCCAUCGUUCGUAGUGAAUGUGGCUUGCAACGUUUUACUCCCGUACACGACAGACAUCGAUUCCGAUUUCAGAAAGUCUACGGCUACUCAACUUUCUACUCCGAUUGCGGAAGACGUUGGAAAUCAGAGUAUGGAUGGAUGACACUAGACAUGCACAAGCAACGUGUAGACAGACUUUGGAAGCAGAAAUGUCAGCGGUGCUACGACGAGUGCAUUCCACAGUACGACGACGAAGAGAUAAAGAAUAUGGUCAGUCUCGUUAUUAAGAGGUUUCGGAGAAACCGUAGUGACGACAGGCCAUACGUGCAUCGCCAACACAGAGCAUCUCACGAUAGCAAUAACUGUGAACUGUGCGACUACGGACGUGGGACUCCUUGUUACGUAGCUCCAACUGCUUACACUGACGAUGAAGAAGAAGACGACGACGACGAUGAGGAGGAUUACGAAGACAAUGAAACAGAAGAAGAGGACGAAGACGAAGAAACGGAGGAAGAGGACGACGAUGAAGAGGACGACGAUGAACAGAACGACGAUGAACAGGACUACGAUGAAGAGGACGACGAUGAGGACGAAGUAGACGAGUACGGGUUUCGGUCUCAUUCAUGUGCCUACUACACGUAUUCCGACAACGAAAAUGAAGACGACGACUACGAUGAUUACUAUGGCAAUGGAUACUAAAACAACGAACACGAACAAUUAACUGUUCCAGGACCUACAACCCUAGAUUUUGACUCAACUAGCUACCAUAUAUUUCUUUCAUCCUAGAGACAAGUACACAGAUAAACUAUAAUGUCAUAGAUUACUCAAGGAAACUCCCAUUGGUGUGUAGAUACAGUGAUACUGCGUUCAAGGCAAUUGCGACCUCCUAUGACAUGAUAUGAACAAGCCAGUAGUGGAUUUAGAGUCUGAAACAGUGUCACAGGGCUAGGUGACAAUGCUGCUGGUGCCCCUUUUCAGACCAACAACAACGUCACAGUUUCAAAAUCUACUCUGCUGUAAUUCUGACUGCUAUGCCACAAAUCAGCAAAAAAAGAAAGCUCGUAAACAAUUUCAAGAGCCAGAAAAACAAACUACAAACUUGCAUGAAUUCAGUUUGUACUGGCAUCACAUUGUUAGCAUUAGAAUAAUUGUCUCAAAAAAAAACAUUGACAUUUGCUAAGCAGAUUGUGCCU